Molecule: messenger RNA, 1434 nt
Organism: Mucor velutinosus
Lineage: Eukaryota; Fungi; Mucoromycota; Mucoromycetes; Mucorales; Mucoraceae
Product: type 1 serine/threonine-protein phosphatase catalytic subunit glc7
Exons: 2
Coding region: 1-1434 (477 amino acids)
Source: RefSeq, a predicted model, not a curated record
AUGAGGAUCGCAUUUUAUCAUUCAGUACUGUUUGCUUUGAUUCUAUUUCAAACAAUCUCUUCUGUUCAACCACAAUUGCUAAACAAUGUAUCUCAUGUGUUGGAGGGCAUUACAGAGCCAAAACCUGCUCCUCCUUCAUCGUCUUCGCCAUCUUCAUCAAAAGAUACAUCUGCUGCUGCACCGCCUCCACCGCCAACUUCCUCAUCCUCAUCUCCACCACCGCCUCCUGCUCAAACAUCCAGCGCACCGCCUACCACCUCGCAUCAAGAGACAUCUCCACCUCCAGCUACUCAAAGCACAUCCAAAGAGACGCCAGUAGCGCCCACAACAUCGCAAAAGCCCUCUGUUGAUUCGACCGAGAAAAAUAGCACAUCACCGCCUACUACAAGCAAUCCUCCUCCAGCAACGCCCAACACACCUGCAACCACAUCAAACAAGCCAACCACAAACGACAAUAACAACAUGCCUGCACCACCUACUCAAUCCACAUCGACUACAUCCACCUCCUCAGGGGGAACAAAAUCAAAAUCUGGAAAGACGACAUCGACGACAGACGAUGCAUCCAACAGUGUCGAUCCUUCUUCUGGUGUACCUUCUUCAACGGACGGAAUCAAUCAAUCUGUGGCAUCCAAUGCUUCCAAGAGCAACGAUUCUGGUGCCAAGACAGGCACAAUUGUAGGUGCAGUCGUUGGUAGUAUUUUCGGAGUCGCGUUGAUUGGAGGUGCAUUGACUUGGAUCAAUCGACAUGGUGGAUGUGCAAGACGCAGUAACAAGCGUUCUGAAGAUUUUGAGGAUUAUGGAUUAGCAGACACUGAUUUCCCUCACAACCAUCAGCCUCAUAUGAGAUCACCUGGCAUGCAGACCGUAAGCUUGGCUGCCAAUGGAGCUGCCAUUGGAGGUGGAUCUGCAGCAAUGACGCCUGCAUUAGGUGCUGCUACGACUGCAGCAACAUCGCCAACUAUUCCACGUUUGAAUGAUCAGGGCACGUUUCAUGGCGCUAGUUCAGUAGAUGAUCCCUACAACAGCUCUCAACAGCAGUUUAUGCCUGUCUAUCAGUCUCAAUUGGAAAAUGGCGCUUCCAAUCAUCAACAACAAAUCAUCGAUUACAAUAACGUUCCCAUGGAUUACAGUCAGCAACAACAGCAACAACAGCAACAACAACAGCCAUACUACUAUCAACAGCUUCAGGAUUCAAAUUUGGGAGUCAGUGGUGGUUAUUACGAUGAACCUGGUUAUUAUUAUGAUGGUAGUACGCAGCAACAGCAAGCUAUGCCUGCAUCAGGCACUACCGCUAAUCACAGCCACAACCCAAGCUAUGAUAUGACGGCUCAAUACAACCAACAGUAUCCAAACACCAAUGCUAACAUUCAUAUAGGGGAUCAGUAUUAUAAGCCUGAUCAGGUUGACAUAAACUCUCAUCAUCAACGUAUGUAA